AUGGCGUCGCUCGAGGAAGAAGAGGACCGUGACCUGGCAGGUUCUCAGGAUGGAAGCUCCGAUAAUGAGAUUGAUGAUAAUAUGCGCGAUGUGGAUGAUGGAGACGGCGACCCUGAUGCGGACCUGGAGGUAGAUCAAGAUCAGGAUCAGGAUCAGGAUCAAGAAGAUCAAGAUCAAGACGGGGAAGAUGGGGACCAAGAUGCUGAUAGUCCCUCCAACGCAAGUCAGACAUCAGAGGGCGCUGGCAUGACCUCUCAGCAAAACCAAGAUAUCGCAAACAGAGACUCCCCUAGAAAUGGAGAUAACGGAUAUUUUUCAAUUUACCACCCAAGCGUACGCCCGGAAUGCCUGACGGCAAAGACCUAUGACAUUCUUCCGACCACAGCUGCUCCUCACAGUACCUCAGUCAAUGCAAUCACUGCGACUGCCGAUAUGCGCUGGGUAUUUACUGGAGGUUCCGAUGGAUAUGUGCGCAAAUUCAACUGGGCUGAUUCGAUAAACAGCAAGCUAAUGUUGACUGUCGCGCAAAGACACCCAUUCGUCGAUAGCGUUGUCAAAGCUGGUGUAUUGAUGACAUACUGGGAAAAUAUGGACGGAAACAGUUUGUCGCCUGUAUAUUCUUUGGCUUGUCAAAGUGAGGGUCUUUGGCUACUUUCUGGAUUACAAUCGGGUGCGAUACGGCUUCAAACCCUCCGGCACGACGAAGGUAAAGAGGUCGCGCUUCUACGUCAACAUACUUCGGCAGUCUCCACAUUAAAUCUGACAUCGGACGAACAGUCGCUGCUCUCAGGUAGCUGGGAUAAGAGGGUACUUGACUGGGAUUUGAAUACUGGGCAAGCUCGGCGUGCUUUUGGAGGCAGUGCUCGUCAAAUCUCAGCCCUCCAGUUCAGACCAGAGUCUAGUCUACCCGUGCCGCAGGACACUAUUGAUGCUUUUCAGCCAAAUGGUACAUACUCUUCAAAUUACCAAGCCAACGGAAUCGAAAGCUUCGACUUCACAGAGAACCCCCCGGAAUUUGGAGAAGCAGGCGAUGUCGAGAACCCGCAGGCGGGCUCGCCAGCAGACUCACUUUUUGGUGGGGCUGAUUCACUAUUCGGGGAUGCUGAUGGUGCAGCAGCGGAUAGUGGAGUGCCAUCUGGUGGUGUUAUGUUCGGAGUAGAAGAGGAUGAUGAGUUUGGCCGUGCAAUGGCCCAUGGUACUCUCGAUGAUGCUGAUGCUGACGCUGACGCUGAUGCUGAUGCCGAUGCUGAUGCUAAUGCCUAUGCUGAUGCUGAUGCUGACGCUGAUGCUGAUGCCGAUGCCGAUGCCGAUGCUGAUGCUGAUGCUGAUGCUGAUGCUGAUGCUGAUGUUGAUGUUGAUGCUGAUGCUGAUGCUGAUGCUGAUGCUGAUGCCGAUGCCGAUGCCGAUGCUGAUGCUGAUGCUGAUGCCGAUAUCGAUGCCGAUGCCGAUGCCCCGGGGGAAGUUGACACAAUGAUACCAGAAAUUGAAUCUAGGGCAAACCCGAACUCACUACCCUAUGAUUCAAGUAUGGAUGUUGAUGGCAGGGCUGACACGAAACCAGAGGUAUCUGACAUUGAAAUGACAACUGCGCUCGCACAGUCAGCUGAAAGGCUACCCAAAGCAGAAGAGAUGGAAACCAUUUCGCGAGGUCAAGACCCAACCCAGUCAAUGCAGUCGGAACAUCAUGGUACUGGAACAGAUACUACCUUCCUGGCAGCAUCUAUCGACGGCACAAUUCGGGUGUGGGACAGACGUCAACCUGACCCAGUUGCUCGAAUAACUCCAUCCCGGAACACACCUCCAUGGUGCAUGAGCGCCUGCUGGUCUCCGGAUGGGAAUUAUAUCUAUGCUGGACGACGAAAUGGCACAGUUGAAGAAUACAGCAUGCAUAAGAGCCUUCGGGAUCCCGUACGCACGUUCAAGUUUCCUCAGGGAAGCGGCUCAGUAACAGCUCUCAGAGCUAUGCCUAAUGGCCGCCAUCUAGUUUGUGCCUCUCAUGAUAUUUUACGUCUUUAUGACCUAAAACACGAUCAGCUCUCUCGGCAGUCAACAACGCCAUUCCUUAUUAUCCCCGGACAUCGGACUGGAACAAUUUCUCAGCUUUAUGUAGACAACGCAUGUCGCUUCAUGAUAUCAGCUAGCGGUAACCGCGGCUGGGAAGGACACACUACCGAAGUUAUUCUUGGAUACGAAAUAGGGCUACCG
Penicillium taxi is the source of this 2205-nucleotide messenger RNA. Its product is annotated as WD40 repeat domain-containing protein. The record is from RefSeq and is a predicted model, not a curated record. The transcript has 3 exons. Gene Ontology annotation, molecular function: protein binding. The annotation marks the transcript as partial. NCBI's taxonomy places the organism in Eukaryota, Fungi, Ascomycota, Eurotiomycetes, Eurotiales, Aspergillaceae.